AUGGUUCGUAAAAUUCUUCGCUCUUUGGUUGGCUUUCAGGUGAUGUUUUCAUUAAGGCGUGAAAUGGGAGAAGUGGAAUUGAGGAGUGCAAUAUGGCAUAAAGCUGGAAAGGUGAUUGGCAAAGGUAUGGUCAAAGGGAUUGAGCUCGAGGAAGCAGGUCAAGUCAGUGAAACAGGAAGUAACAGAGAGGUAGAUAGAAAAGAUUGGCACAUAAAAGGAAGCAGGAACGCCGAGCAAACAGAUUUGUUUUCUGAUGAGGCCAAUACUCAGAUUAUGGAGUUGCUGGAUAUUGGAAAAGGUGGAACUAUGAGACUUUGGGGAAACUAUGAGAAGGUGAAGAUGUUUCUCGCUCUGGAGCUGUGUGGAAAGAUAAGAAGCAUGUGCACCACAAGGGUUGCUGACAUUUCAAAAGAUCACCUGCUCAAUUGGUGGAAAAACUUGAGAGCUUUUCAAAUUGCUGGUUUCAAAGUACAGUUCCUCUCAGAUCGGUUGGAGAGAGUUACCCGUGCUUGCUAUGGUAUUCAAGUUAAAGAAAACAAGAAGCUUAAGGAAAUAGACAAAGAGAUCACAAAGGUCUCUAAACAUAUUGAGGAAUUGAAAGCAAAACUAAUGACUGAAACAGCAAACUUGGAAGCACUUAGGAAGAAACGCAAGGUUGCAGAAUCCACAAGGCCAUGCAAUCCCAGCUUAGAAGCUAAGUGUGUGAAGGAGGCUUUAGUACUCAAGUGGAUGCUAGCCGGUGAUGGUUUGCCAUAA
Dovyalis caffra is the source of this 756-nucleotide messenger RNA. Lineage: Eukaryota; Viridiplantae; Streptophyta; Magnoliopsida; Malpighiales; Salicaceae. The record is from the annotation of a GenBank genome assembly.